This is a messenger RNA of Uranotaenia lowii, 889 nucleotides long. It is a transcript of the gene ppl, whose product is annotated as glycine cleavage system H protein, mitochondrial. Gene Ontology annotation, cellular component: mitochondrion; glycine cleavage complex; cytoplasm. The coding region runs from base 96 to 605 and encodes 169 amino acids. Gene Ontology annotation, biological process: glycine decarboxylation via glycine cleavage system; protein lipoylation. The transcript has 4 exons. The record is from RefSeq and is a predicted model, not a curated record. NCBI's taxonomy places the organism in Eukaryota, Metazoa, Arthropoda, Insecta, Diptera, Culicidae.
UUGGCGCGUUAGUAGCGUGCAAAUACUCGGCUGGCUCGGUUUGGUUUGGUUCGUUUCUCUCGUGCUGUCUGCAGAACAUAAACACAGGAAAAAAGAUGGUGUUAUGUCACAUUCGUACGACGUCCGUUCGUCUAGCUCGGUUGGUCCAGGUGGCUGCCAAAUCAUCCUCGUCAACAGCACAGCAGGGACAACAGUGGCGGUUUCUCAGCACCAGCAGUUUGCUUCUGAAAGAACGACUCUAUACUGAUAAACAUGAAUGGGUUUCAGUUGAUGGUGAAAUCGGAACCGUAGGAAUCUCGAACUUUGCACAGGAAGCACUUGGUGAUAUAGUAUUUGCUCAACUGCCAGAUGUCGGAACCAUUCUGAGUCAGAAGGAUGAAGUCGGAGCCCUCGAAAGUGUUAAAGCCGCCAGUGAAGUAUACACGCCGGUGUCCGGUGUUGUGACAGAGAAGAAUUCUGCCGUCGAAGAAACUCCUGGGCUGGUGAAUUCGUCAUCUUAUGAAAAGGGCUGGCUGUUCAAGCUUAAGGUAACCAAACCAGAGGAGCUGAAAACACUCAUGAACGAACAACAGUAUACCGAGUUCCUGAAGUCGGAUGGCCAUUGAUUGAGAAACUAAACUAACGCCGUCUGAACACGUGGUGUGCAACAGGGAAAGCGAGCGCAUGAAAUAAGAGCAAGUGCAAUGCCGGCUUCCAAAAUCGCAACAGCUAGAAGUGAACCAAGAGAUAAUAAAACAGUCAGUUAUGAAGUCGAUGAUCGCUAAUGGGCCGCACAGCUACUCCUACAAUACACACAUCUUAUUAGUUACUAGUUGCUAGGUGAGAUAAGUACUUGCCUGCCAUUGAAUCGAAUGUUUGUAAAAUAUGAAUUAAACGUGAUCUUUGCUUA